This is a messenger RNA of Cuscuta europaea, 1123 nucleotides long. The record is from the annotation of a GenBank genome assembly. NCBI's taxonomy places the organism in Eukaryota, Viridiplantae, Streptophyta, Magnoliopsida, Solanales, Convolvulaceae.
GGCUCUGCGUCCAGCUCUGGCGCAGGAAGGCUCUUUUUGAUGGACAAUCUUGUGGAUUCUUUAAACAACGCAUACCUAGAAUUUGUUGCAGCAGCAGCCAAUGUACUUGAGUCAAAGGAGAGCUCUGGUGGUCUGAAAACUGGGGUGACUGAUGCUGCUCUAGAAAACUUCAAGCAACGUUGGGAGUUGUUCAGAGUUGCAUGUGAUCAGGCAGAGGAAUUUGUGGAGUCUGUGAAGCAAAGAAUCGGGUCUGAAUGUUUGGUGGAUGAGGCAACUGGUUCUCUUUCUGGGCAGCCAGCUGCUUUAGGUGGUGUACAGCCCAUCAGUGCAGUUCGGUUGGAGCAGAUGAGUAAAGCUGUCAGAUGGUUAGUGAUUGAACUUCAGCAAGGUUCUGGGACAGCUGGUGCCUCAUCCCACACUCACACUUCUGCUCCCUUUGAUGCUCGGUUUUCUGAAGACGCAGCCCAAUAGGAAUUGCUGACAGGGUAUAGGCGUAAAAAGACACCUCAACGGUGAUGAACUGAUGAUACGAGACUGCAAGGCCACAUGACACAUUGUUGAACACAAUUGUGUCUCUUUACUGUGUAACAUAUGUACGAAGAGCUUCUUUUUUGAGACUUUUGGUGCUCACAUUUGUUAAAACCUGAUUGUUAGUGCUUUUUUCCCAGGUCAUAUAUUGCAAUUGCCUAGGGCUAUAUUCGCAGUUAUGAGCUUCAGCCUUUUCUCCAUCAACAUAGAUUCUGCCUUUUUUUAAAAUGGUGCAUAUCCAUAUUAAACAUCAGCCUUUAUUAAUGAGGAAAAAAAAUAUUUCUAUUGUUUUAUAGUUGUAUCCUCUCCUCUCAAGCUAGGCCCAAGUCUGCUCCAUGCCUAGGCUACACGUCCACCAUGUGCAGUUGGAGUCUUGCAGACUUUGGCCUGCAAGUUUACAAACCUACAGAGGAACAAGCAAUACCGUUUCAAAUCCAGUACAGCUUCACAAUGCUAUAUCCACAGUUAGACACUGAUUUAUGUUCAGUAUUUCAGUUUCGCUUUGUCCAAUAUCUUUAUAACACAACUUUGUAUAUCUUAACUUCUUAAGAUCACGUUCCUUUCUGUAAUGUUUGUGUCAUACUGUCAUUGUUGG